Molecule: messenger RNA, 1017 nt
Organism: Penicillium hordei
Lineage: Eukaryota; Fungi; Ascomycota; Eurotiomycetes; Eurotiales; Aspergillaceae
Product: FAD synthase
Exons: 1
Coding region: 1-1017 (338 amino acids)
Biological process (GO): FAD biosynthetic process
Molecular function (GO): FMN adenylyltransferase activity
Source: RefSeq, a predicted model, not a curated record
AUGACUGAACCGACAGCAAAGAAUGCGCCUUACCGGCCGCAAGAUCAUCUCCAGCCAUUCCCACCACUGUCACCAGAAACAUCCCAACCAUUGAAACCAUCAACCCUCUCCAAUCAAGAAGCCGAGCCGAACCAGAAUGGAACAGCCCACACCAACACCCAACCCCCCAAUGACUCAACCAACGACGAAACAAUCCCCCCUCUCCCAACCGUGAUUGCACGAAUCCACGCCCGCGUACAAGCCUUCCUAAAUGAAUCCCACGCCCCGGACACGUUGCUAGCCUCUGUGCAGCGACAAACGAGCAUCUCGCUAGAAGUAGUCAGUACCGCGCUGCAGCGAUACAAACUCUCGGAACUAUCCGUCUCCUAUAAUGGCGGCAAGGACUGUCUGGUCCUGCUAAUUCUGUUCCUGGCCGGUUUGCACCCAACCCGCGCCCACAAUGACUCACACCCCACCACCGCAAACGCAAAUGAUACAACCCCCUCCCCCGCAGACCUCGAAGCCGAGGCCCAAAUAGCCACUGCGACGGUCAUCCCGGCGAUCUAUGCGCUCCCGCCUGAUCCCUUCGAUGCAGUCGAAGACUUCGUCGUCUCUUCUGCUGAAGCUUAUCAUCUCGCUAUCACGAAGUACACGACUGCGCCACCGGAUUCGACGCUCCGAUCGAGUUUUGAGGAUUAUCUGACGCGUCACCCUGGGAUUCGCGCGAUAUUUGUUGGUACACGGCGGACGGAUCCUCACGGUGCGCAGCUAACGCACUUUGAUCGGACGGAUGGCGGCUGGCCAGAUUUUGUUCGUGUGCAUCCCGUGAUUGAUUGGCAUUAUGCGGAGAUUUGGGCGUUCAUUCGGCAUCUGGGUCUGAAGUAUUGUUCGCUCUAUGAUGAGGGAUAUACUAGUCUUGGUGGCACAUCUGAUACCCAUCCUAAUCCGAGAUUGCAGACUGGGGCUCAGGCUAAUGGACAGUAUCUUCCUGCUUAUCAGCUCACGGAGGACCUAGAGGAGAGACUUGGGCGCAAUUGA